AUGAUACUGUGGGACAUUUUCGUUAUUGCAGCUACACUAUUUUCACGUAUGUGUGUAAGCCGACGGUUUUUGUAUUGGAGGUUGAUUGAAGAUAUUUUAUGAGUCCUCAUUUGAUUAAGGGUUUUAAUGCAGUUUGCAUGCGUUUUUCCAAACUAGGAGCACUCAGCUGCACUUAAUUAUUUUGAUCGUGUUGUCAGUACGUCCGGGAAUAUUUACUGUUUGUCGCAUUUAAAGUCUUCCACAUUUGCAUUUUAUACAGUAGUUUGCUUUUGACAAUAAAAAUAGCGAAGGGAAGUAAAAGUAACGGUUCUUCAUGAGCAACGAAAUUCGGUAAAGCAAGUCCUUUAUAUUUGACCUCAAUAUUGCUUACCUAAUAAAAUAAUUUCGUUGGAACAACUGUUGCUAUCUUUAUAACGUAACAUGUUUAUCGCGCAUCCUUUUUUUCAAUCACGGAGCCUCAGUUGAUCAAAAUUAUGAGUAUUAUCAUUGAUACUUGCGAUAAUCUUAGCCUGAAUUGCAGGAUUGCAGACAUUUGAGCGAUAGCAGGUUUCUGGUAAUUAGAAUAGGAAGUCUGCUUCAAGUGUCUUACAAUUUAUUUUGAUUGAUGAAGGAGGCUUUUUUAAAAAGUGUAAGUCGUAACUUUUUUUAGCAAACUCACAUGAGGAUGAAAACGGUUAUACUUAUGCAGCUGGCCAACUUGAACAAGGCAGAUCAAACGAGAUUACCGAGAAUAUCGACGACAUAUUCAGUCUUGGCUUCCCAAACAGAGUAGAAGACGGUAAGUUGCGGUACAUUAUUCCCCGCUUUGUUACCGUAAAAUACUUCUUCGUGUCAUAUUUGAGAGACGAUGAGGCAUUUUUAUAACUACUCGUUUUUUGAUGACGAUGAUGAUUAUAGCCGACGUGUAGAGCUAAAAUAUAAUUAAGAACUUAAUUUUAAAUAAUGAGAGAAUGCGAGUCCGCAGAGUCAGGUUAUGGUGGACUUCAAUGAUUAACGUUAGUCUAAGGUAAGGCUGCAGUUGCUGAGUUUUGGUCAGCCAUCGACAAUUCAUUAUGUCCAUUAAUCUUCUAUAUUUUGUUGACUGCAGAUGUCGAAGGACAGAAUUUCUCCUACUUUGUCAUGUACGUAAGAAGUCAGUGGAAAACAGUCAUAACGGUUAAUGCGUGGAGUAGCUUGCAAUGCAUUCGGACAUAAUUUCUUUGGUUUGGAGAGACCAGUCUCCUGAAGUAUCUCGAAAUCGUUGUCUCAAAAAAAUCAACGCAAUUUUGAACGGCCACCUAGUUUAGGGUCCAUAACCAAAUCAGUCGUUUGCUUGGCUUUGCAUCCGAUAAUAGGUCAGAUUCGUAAAAAUGAGUGAUUUAUUUUUCCCGCUGAUACCACUUGAGCUUGGAUUGCAAGAUUAAAAUCGCACGAAAAAUAACAGCUAUCAAUUAAUAGCAAUGGUAAAUCAGCUUUAAAUGCAAUAUCUUUUAUUUCGACGAUAUUAUUCAGAAAAUUGUGAAGUGUAAAAUUAUUUUAUCAGACUUUGCUAAGGAAACAAACGACCCAAAGAAUGUUGAUGGACAAGUCAAACGAAACAGAUCAAACGAGAUUGCAGACACUGUCGGUCAAAUAUUUAAUUCUGGGCUUGCAAACAGAAUGGGAGAACUUAAUGUCGGUAAGUUGCGAUAUUUUAUUCCACCGUUCCGUUACUGCCAAGCCCUUUGCCAAUCAGUAUUUGACAGACAGUAAGGCUGUUUUUUGCCGACCUUCCCAUUGCAGUUGCAGCAUUGGAAUGUGACAUAAGCUUGCCUGACAACCUACAUGACUGCAGUUGUCGAAGUUUCAGUUCAAAUCAGCUUGAACUCUUUUGCCGUUAGUUGAGAUAGACAAAAGAUCUCUUGGUCACGUCCAGAACAUUUAAAGUCGUUUUUAGUGCCUUGACAUAAUGACAGGGUUGUUUGGUGGUUGGAGUCACCUGCAAAACUGGAUCAAAAUCAUCAACGGCAGGGUGAACAAAGUUAAUAAGCAGAAAAUAUUGGUUAGAUGUGGUUAGGUGGUCCCGUCUGAUAGACACGGUACUGUCGGGGCUGGGAUUAGGGGUUAGAUUUGGGAGUUGGGUUUACGUGUAGGAGUUAGCAAUUAGGCCUGAGGUUAGUCUUAAGGGCUAUCAUAUGAGGUAAGGAUUAGUGGUAAGAGUUGGGAGUUAGGGUUAGGGGUAGGAGCAAAGGAUUAGGGUCAGGCUUGGGAGUUAGCGCAACUAUUUCUCAACCACUUAAAGUACGGCCGCGAAUUCCCAAUUGCUUUUUUUGUAAACAACAUUUUUGCCUCGUCACCUGUGCAUUUCCCGACCUCAAUAGUAUAAACCUAUUACCGCUGGUCCCGCAGUACAAGUGGCUGGGGUUAGUUUACUUCAGGUGGGGCUACAUAAACAAAUCUAACUAAAGUUGUUGGGGGUAUAUCUCAGUGUGACGGUAUGACCCUUCCCCUUGAAUGUCUCUGUUGGUAGCUGAAGGUCCUUAUACAGCGACCAUGACAUUUUUGCUACACAUGAGUGGCCCACAAUAAAGAACGACCUGCCAAAAUACUAAUGGUAUACAAAAAGUACUUGGACAUCCGGCCUUUAGAGAGCCAGAUGAUCGUUGUUCAGCGGUGGGUGAGGGAGCCGUCAAGAACCAUCUGAAUCAGAUAAUGACAGACACGGUAUUUCUUAGCACCCUUUGCACCUCUGCCAAAUCAUUCUUCACAUCAGGAGGUAUCUUAAGUUUAUUACGGGAAGGGUAUUUUAUUAUUAAGGUGGAAAUAUCGACUUCAAUGACAAAGUUCCUGAGUAUCCAUAUAGCAGGGCUACAUGGAACCGAGAUUGGUGUGAUACACUGGCGUGAAUAAAGCACGCGCUGUUUCUCUAAUAGAGGACUUAACCUUAGCCUGGUAUUCCUAGACAUCUUUCAAAAUUCAUCCUGGUUAGAAGGUCAGCCGGGUUUAACAGACAAGACUGAGUUCGAUGGUUCAUUUUACGACUAACAGGAGCGUGAAGACUGGGUUUUACAUGCAGCUUUCCCCCCCCCACCAUCUCUGUCAGACAAGCACCCCGGCCUGACCUUGGGCAAAAUAAACCUGUGUUUGUGUAAGACGAUGGUAAAUUUAAGCACCAAGGCAUAGAUCGAUGGAAGAUGCCUUGUCUAUUUGCCGUCUGACAAUACUGCUGGAAUGCGACAAUGAGACUGAAGACGAUGCGUAACGCUAACAAAAAUUAAUUAGCCUGCACAUAUUACUUCAAUUGGAGGAAUAUGAGAGCGCAGAUUCGGUAGAUGGUUGGCAUCAAUUAGUUGCGCUAGGCCAAGGUAUGGUUGCAAUCAGUGUUUAAUUUACACCGCUGAGGGGCGACUCGGCGGUUAAAUCAGUAUUUCCACUAACGCUCUGGAAUAUAUUGGCUGAAGUGUCCGAAAAACGAACUUUCUGCCAUGUUGCCAAGUCAGUGCAUGACCACACUCAAAAAAGUGAACUGUUUCCCAAAUUCAGCUGGAGAUGAGGACUUCACAGUCAUAGCAUUGACUGUAUAGGGUGGUUUGUAGCGCAGUCGGCUUGGAGAAAUCAGUUUACAAAAAAUACCUGAGAUUUUCCUUUUCGACGACUGCGUCUUUUGGGAUGUGUUAGCUUGUCAGUGCUUUAAUUGGGUUCGCAUCUGGCCGUAUCAUUAGGCGGGCCGAGGAAACAGGCGACAGAGAGGAUUUGAGACCAGGAGACAUGAAAAUUAAUGACAGAGACAGAGAGACACCGAUAGGAUCGACCUGAGGAUCCGCAACAGCGCUCGGUGUCAACGCUUCGCGAUUGGACUCCCGGCACAAUACCAAGCCCAUGCUGAACUCUAGAAUAGUAUUAUUGGAGGCCUCGUACUGUAGGAUUGUGGGACAUUGUCGUUUUUAUUGCAGAUUCAUCGCAUUCACGUAUGUGUAAGGGGGCAGUUUUUGUAUGAGAGCUUGACUGAGGCGAUUUUAUGAGCCCUUUGUUAAGUAAGGACUAGAACGUUGGCUUUAGGUUUUUUUCCUACUUAAAAGCACUCAGGCGUACUUAGUAACCAUGACCAUGUUGUCCUGCAUCAACGAAUAUUUACUGUUUGCCGCAUCUCAAUUUUCUGCUUUUGUAUGUUACUCAGUAGUCCGCAUUUGACUGCCGAUAACAAGGGGAAGUAGAAAUAACUGUUCUUUCUGAAUAACAUUCAGUAGCAAACAUUAAUACCAUCUAUUUUACUUCAAUAACUGUUUUGGAACAAGGCUGUCGAUAGAUUAAAACGUACUUCGCCUGCUUCAAUUUUUAUUUCGAGCACUGAUCCUUAGCGGAUUUUUCUCAUUGCCAUUACCUCACCUGGACGUCUAAGAUUUCAAACAUUUGGACAAUUGAAGCUAUCGGAGAUCUCACCAUUCCCUUUAAAGGCUUAAGGAGCUUGCUUCUAAAAUUGAUAAUAAUAAAUUUUUUAGAAUACCCAAAUGUGGUGACAAACGGCCAUGAUAGUGCCGGUGGACGAGUUAAAAAGAGCCGAUCAAGGGAGACUAAUGCAAAUAUCGACGAACUACCCAGUCCUGUCAUCGCAAAAAGAAUUGCAGCAACAAGAGGCGGUAAGCUGCAAUAUUUUAUUCCACUGUUGUUUAACCUUCAAAGUUUUCGUCGGCUCAUAUUUGAGAGAACGUAAUUCGCAUUAUUCGGAAAUUACAGAUUCACAAUUUUCAGGAAAAGCAGGCUCCAUUCACGAUGGACAUACUAUAAACUAACACAUCACUCAUGAGUCACAUUGAAAUGAGCAAUUAUUACAGGGACAACUAAAAUCUAAGUUUCCGGAUUUCGGUCUGUUUAACCGUGAAGCAGAGUGCCAAGGACGGUAGAUGGGAAAGUUGAUAUGCCGAUUGGCGACAAGAGAUAUGUCAAAAGGCACGACGCAGAGAUUGAUUCCUAAUGAAGGAAAUGGGCAUCGUCAUCCAAAAUUCGACUGGUAAAUUACUUGACAUUUUUGAAAUUUCGUUGUAUGACAAUAACGACCAAAAAGACAGAAGAAACACCGUCAUCAGAAGACAGCCUUCAGGGGGCUCGUAUUUAAAUCAAUAUGUUUUUUGAACAACGCCGAAGACGUGGCGGUAGAACAACAAAGAAGGAGAGGCGAGAUGGCGGCAUCUAUGAAUCGUUAGAAAAAAAGGAUUGAUGAGUGGGAGAAAAGCACACAAAGAAUGUAAUAAAUACUUUUCCUAUCUUUAAUAGAAAUGAUCUAAAUAUGGAGGAAAAAGGAAAAAUUUAGUGACAAGGUACCUAAAAGAGGAUAACUCAUUGGGAAGCAUGUCCGCUUUAGGAUUAGGAAAAGAUCGCCUUUGGGGAAUACAUUGGACGAAUUUCUGAUUACUCAAUAGGCGACCAUUUUCCUGCAAGCAUACCGAGAUAUGGUCAAGUUCCUCCGCUUGCUCAACUGGCAGGCAGUCAUUUGUGGAUCGUAGAUCAUCAUGUGGCAGGAAAAGUGGUGAGGAGGUAAAAUAGAACCUUGGAGAACACCCACAGUCAUUGGAAAGGACAGCAGAUAUCCGUUGGCCGGAAUGGACAAGUCAAGCGCGGGAUCUAAUGCAAUCACCGAAACAAGAGACAACCCAGCCUGGAGAGCCGCACGCUGAUGUUUUUUUAAGGAGAAGUUUGCGCGAUACGAUACUGAAGGCGGAGGAUAAGUCAAUAAAAGCACAUACAUUGGCGCGGUAGUCCUUACCUAGUGUUCUUUGGUAAGAGUGAACUACAACAGCAACAGCUUCUAAGGUUCUACGUUUGGCCGUGUACGCAAAUUGAAAAACAUUAGGAAAAGUGGAGAAUAAUGGCCUUACAAUAUUUAGGGCAACUCGGUAAAUACGUUUUAACAGUGUGGAAGUGGAGGCAACUAAAUGAAAUUAUUUAGGACCAAAAUUAGUAUUUUUUUAAAAACAGAAGAGAUUCUCACUGUACGCUAGACGUCAGGGAUCUUGAAAUUAAUUAAUAAUAUGUUAUUAAGGUUUGACAGAACAGGAGCUAUGUGAGAACAGCAUAAUUUAAGGAGAAAAGGUGAGACAACAUGCGCGGACCUAUUUAAGGUGUUUCUCUACGGUCGUCACAGACACAGGUGAGGAGACACAUGGUAGCAGAAAAAUUGUGUUUGCGGGAAGAUAGGAAUGCUUGUGAGGAAGGAUAAAAUCGGCCGUGUGCACAUGUGUUACGAGUGCGAGUAAGGCGCUCGAAAUUUCAGCAGACGAAGUGAUAAAUAAGGGCGAGGACGAAGAGAAAAACGCUGUCUAACAAACAGGUUAUUAAAUACGACAAUCCCUUUUUUCUCAGAAUGGUAACGUCCCUAAGACAGUGACGUAGGCCUGACUAGUCGAGGAGUUCCAUUAUGCGUCUUAGAACUUUCGGUUUGGAGGAAGGUAUAUCCGGUCUUACCAUAACAGCAGCAAGAGGAUAGCAAUUAUCAAAAAUUUCAUUUAAAGGCGUUUGAAAGUGGCUAAAGCGCUAUUCGACAAUCGAUCGUUUUGGAGAUGGGGAAUAGCGCGAGAUAUAUAAUUUUGAGGUCAGCAAAUGUUUUUUGAGGACGUGUCGCGAGCAUCAAUCGUACUACCCAUAUUUGGUUAACCGAGCAUAGCUUGAGACGGAAUAGAUUUUUGGGCGACCCAAUAAAGUGGAGUGAUCUGAACCUGACAACGGAACUCAAUUUGUAACACAAAAGGCUUGGAGUUAUUGUUAAAAGUGUGGCCAAGAGGGGCGCGUUUUUGAGGAGACAAGAUCAAAGACUAAGUGUGUGAGGGAACAUAGGUUCACGCAGAUAAGAUCACCGCGUGAGAGAAAGAACACUUUUACCGUAGAAGGAGAAAUAUAAAACGGAAAAAUAUAUUUCUUUAAAUGUAUUCAACAAACGGGGUACGAAUUUAACAACAAGAACUUCGGCCAAAUAAUCAGAGUAAGAGUAAGUGAACCAAUUUUGGUUAAGAGAACUAUUAACCCCUUCACUUCUGCUACGCAAAUUAGUUCUUUUUCCAGUUUGAAAUCAACAGAUGGACAGAGGAGUGAUUAACUGCGAAUCCUUAUCGCCAUUUAACCAUGUCAUUAUAAGACCAAUCACAACAGCCGUAUUGUGUCCUUUUUCUAAAAAACAUAAUUCCACAUCGUAAGUUUCGUUGAAGACCGAACGACAGUUUGUCGAAAAAAAGCUUGGACUUGACUAUUUUUUCUUCCAUUGACUCUGAAGUGCGAGUUAACUAUUACACGGGUGUUGUUUCCGGCAAAUAUGUUUUUUGUUAAUAAAGAGCGUGAUAAAAUUGGCAAACAGAGAUCACAAAUACGACACACUAGCCAAAAGUGCAAUAAUUGAGAUGAUGGACGGUCGUCAGGGAAUUUGACGACUUAAGUUCCUUAAAAAGAGUGCUGGCAUGAUAUUGAGAUGAACUCAUAAUCUUUAUUCAAACACACAAAGAAUAUAAAACACAUCAGCAAGUCAGAGGGAAAUAGGGGGAGGAAUACACAGUUUCAAAAAUCCGCGCGCGAAUGGAGAGCAAAAAAUGGCGGCUCAAAUUCCAAAACCCGUCAGUCAUGCAGCCUGCAUAACAACUUUCCGAUUAUAAUUGCAACGUCGAAAUGUGACAUACGUUUGCCUGCCACCUACUGGGCUACAGCUGUCGAUGCUGAUGUUUAGAUCCACUGUGAUCUAUAAGUCUUUGGUUAAGAUCGACUAACUAUCCGCUGGUCGCGCCCAGAAGGUCCAAAUUCAUCCUUUUACUACCUUGGUAUAGUGAGAAGAUAGCUUGGUGUUUGGUGUCACACACACACACUAGACGAGAACUCUCAACGGAAAGGUGAACGAAGACUAUAAAGCCGAAAUUUCGGUGUUUGUGGCGGAUGUCAGUACGGUAUCUAAAUUUGUAUCCCUGCACUAUUCUGCAGAUUGUUCAAUGCCUUAACAGAACAACCAACGUGCAUAUGGGCACCCGAAAAGAAAAACGACGUGUUAAGGCUAAACCGACUGAACAUGCAUCGUUUAUGAGGACUGCUUAGUGUUGGAUGAAGGAGCCGUCAGGGACCAGCUAAAGGAGUCUCUGAUUUCGACGUUUGGAUCACGCGUAGCGCAUGUCUUCCCGACUUAUGUUUGACAGGAGGAAAUAUCUAAUGUUUCCUACGAGAAGUGCUCUCUUUUAAUGGGAUGGGCACGUGGACUAGAGGGGCAAGUAAUCCUGGAUACCCAUAUGGCAGGCCAAUAGGGAGCUCUGAUUAAUGUGAUGCACUCACGUGACUAACUAAGACAGCGUUGUCGCUUUUGCCCUGAGACAGGUCUUAUUCUUGCUAGUACAUUCGUCUGCACCUUCUGAAAUUCUCUCAAGUUAAAAGGUCAACCACUAUUGUCAGGCAGGACUAGUUUCGAUAGCUCAGCCCUAGUACGUUUUGUGAUAGACAGUGGAGAUAGAGAGAGGGGGAGAGAUGUGGGCCUGACAUGCUGCUCAACCGUGUCUGCCAGACAAUGCAAUCAGGCUAACCUGAAGUGAAAGAAACUUUCUGUCGUGGCUUAAAAGACGCAAGUAUCCUGCAGCAAAUUGCAAUUUAGCAACCACGUCGAUCAACUAAUUUGGCACCAAUAAAACUUCACAUCUAAACUGGUGAAUCAAUAACAAAAAGAAUAAAUGAGGUAGGAGGAGGAGACAAAAUACCUCCGAUUUUAAGUAUUUAUACACGGUCAAAAACACAUAAGAACAGUGGGGCGAUGAAGAGGUUGAGACGACAAAAUCUUUUGGAUAUGAAAUACUUAUUCCUCGUCUGAAUGUUCAUUCAUCGGAAAGAGAGGUUUACUCGACAGAACAUCCCUUGUGUUUGAUGGUAAGAGACCGACAACUAGGUCUCCUACAUUGUUGGUCGCGGACAAGGUGAAUCGAGACUUAGUCUUGGUCAUUGCCAUUAACCGGCAUUUUGGGUAUAUGUACAUUCUCCUCCCCCGGGCUUCCGUAAUUGGCCGUUGACACACUAUUAAUUGCACAUCCAUUUUAUCCGGGUACGUUAACUAUGGACUCACAGUCAGACUCUUCUAGCAGUGAACCAAGGACUCAAAUUAGUGAAAAGAAUUUUGCAAGCAAGAGCCAGCUACUGUGUCCUUAUCAGCGUGAUUGGUUGGACGCUAAUCUGAAACGUCAGACUCAGAGUUUGUAUCUUGUUUUUGUCUAACAGACAAAGGGAGUCCUAUUUUGGAUUGACCGGUAUAAGGGAUAUUCUCCUUAAUAAUUAUAAGUAGGGCUCAGUUACGCUGCCCAGGUUUGUCGAUGUCUCAUUAUCUUAGUGCUGUUGUUGAUUUCAAUGGACGGUUAACAGUUAGACCUUCACUUCUUGACCAUUUUUCCGGGUUUAUCGAUGUGCAGUUGGGCUUUUUUUGCACGGAUCAGAGUCAGUUUGAGGUUAGGAUUAGCGUUAGGAUCACGCCCAGUGUUAGGGUUUGGGUUAAAGUUAUAGGUUAGGGUUAGUGCCAACAUUUUGAGUUUGGGUCAAUGCUUAGGGUUAGGUUUAGGGUUUUGGGCUAGGUUUAAGGUUGAAUUUGAUAGUUAUAGUUGGGGUUACGGUUAAAUUCAAGCUUCUUUUUCUCUAAGUCGGUUCAAGGUUAGGCUUAUUGUAUGGUAUACGUUUUGCAUUAGCGGUGCGGAUAUGGUUAGAUUAAGGGUUACUAUUGUUAUGAUUACGUUAGGGUUAGUGUUGAGUUCAGGGUUUAGAUUUUGUUUGAGGUUAGGUUUAGUCCUAAUGCUGGGAUUAGGGUCAGAGUUAAGUUUAGGUUUUCGUUUAGGAUUUGUGUUAAGGUAAGGUGGUGCUUUUGAAUUAUGAUUACACUCAGGAUUGGCUUGGGUGCUGAGAUCCAGGUCGCAUUUUGAUUUAGGGUUAGGCUUCUUUUUAGGUUAAGCGUUGGAUCUGGUGGUGAUUUUCGAUUAGCGUUAGAAGGGAUUAUGGUUUUGGUCGAGUCUAUAAUUCGCCAUAUCUCACUACUUUUCUCGUCUUUCCUCUCGCGUGUCUCUUCCCCUUCCUCCCCUAACAGUCUGCGGGUCUGUAAAAUUAUAACCAGUCUGGUUUAGUACAAGUAAACAUUUUCGUUUUUUUAUCUGUUUAGCAACAUGACUUUAUUACUUCUUUAAAAUAUGAUCAUACCCUUACGACCAUUUCCGUCUACUCCUUGCUUCAACACCGGCGUUACAGUUCCUCUUUAUCAUUUACUUUCAUCAAAUUUGCCGGAGAUGUUUGGUUCUGCAGACCCACUUGAAUGAUACCAUAUUCCCGACCGAAAACCGACAGGGCAACGGGCUCGUGGCUCAGUGGUUAGAGGCGUGGACUUCUAUCGAAGAGGUCGCGAGUUCGAGCCUCGGGUGUGCCACACUUCGGCGUUGGGUAUGACUGGCUGACGACGGCUAAUAAGCCAGAAAUGGCCAUUCCAGUCUCCCUUGUCUUUGUCGGUAAUAUCAUUCUGACCAUAUGGUUAUUUUUCUAAAAAGUUUCCGUAAAUGCGAAUACGCUGACUUUACAAAUAUCACGUAUUUGCAUGUCCCUGCCACUUUUAUCCAACGAGUGAUAGUGCUACGGGGGAAGGAGUGCUAAUGCGUCAGCCUGGUUUUCAUCAGGUAUUAUUUCACACGCGCCUUCCUGUGUGUGCUUGGAACCAUGCGUGCGUCUCUCCUAUUAUCCGAAUCCGCGAACUGUUACAACGUCGAAGUGUGACAUACGUUUACCUACCACCUACGGGGCUACAGAUGUCGACGCCGAAGUUCAAAUGUACUUUGGCCUAUAACUCGUUGGUUAAGAUCGACAAACAAUCCCCUGGUCGCGCCAAAAGAUCCAAAUUCAUUUUUUCUACCUUGGUAUGGUGAGAGGAUAGCUUGGUGUUUGGUAUCACCCACACACUGGACGAGAACUCUUAUCGGAAAGGUGAACGAAGAUUAUAAAGCCGAAGUUUCGGUGUUUGGCACAGGUUUCAGUACGGUAUCUAGAUUUGUAUCCCUGCGCUAUUAUGCAGAUUGUUCAAUGCCUUAACACAACAUCCAACAUGCAUACGGGCACCCAAAAAGAAAAACGUCGUGGUAAGGCCAAAUCGACUGAACAUGCAAGAUUUAUGAGGAUUGCUUAGUGUUGGGUGAAGGAGCCGUCAAGGAGCGGCUAAAGGAGUCUCUGAUUUCGACGUUUGGAUCACGCGUAACGCAUGUCUUCCCGAGUUAUUCAUAGGUAUUUUUGCAGAUUUUGAAUAAUUCAUAUUGACCCAACUGUGAAAAACUCGGCGCCUCGGUGGGAUUCGAACCCACGCAGUAAGGGGUAGACUUCAGUACAUCCAACGCUCUAACCACUGCCUACCGUUCUCUUCGGGGACGGGAUUUAUACGUACGAAGGCAUGAGAAAUUGUUUGCAGCCUUGACAAGUGAACGCAGUGUGACAGUUCUAAUGCUCAUCUAUUCUGUAUAACAUAGUAGUUUUUCCUUAGAUGAAAAGAUCAGACAUCAAUGAGCAAUCUUCUCGAUGAUCGCAUACGAAGUUGCAAAGUCACUUAUGCACUCACCGUUCGGUAUCAUGAAAAUCCUCAGUCACGCUUAAGGAACGUACUGGUGUGCGCCUUGGCAAAUGCCCACAACGUGGACCCGAAUCCCUCCAACCACCUUUCUUGGCAUUCAAACAUCCUUUUCCACUUAAACGCUUUAUGCAUAGAGUGGGAGAGAACCAAGGUCGGCGUAUUCGAGGUAUGAAUGGGUUAGAGAUUGAGUGAUCCACCAGACACGGCAACAUUGAUCAACGAAUAAGCUGGAUACAUAAGGCAAGGAAACGCUGCUUAAACGAUCACUCAUUCUAUACUACCUAAGCAAUGAGUGUCCAUACUCAGAGCGCUAAAAUCCUCGGGUCAAAUCCAGAUUUGCAAGGAGAGGAUAGUAGGCACCAGAAUGAUGGGUUUGUUGUCCUCGAGAACGCGAGUCGUCCACAGUGGCCGCUGGCGAAUCCAGGACUGCUGUCGUAUGUGUCCAACCAUGCCUAGGAGUUUCUUUUGUAGAUUUAUAUGACAGUCUAAAUGGAGUCCAAUUCGAUGUGUUGACAUGUCGAGGGGUGGUGGUCGAGUGACUUGUGUCGCAUUCACAGGAAGGGCAGUGGUGAGACCAAGUGGCGCACAGACAGUUGCGACUCAAUGGACGCACAUGCAUCCGAGUUGAAGUCGGUCUAGUGACUGCAGGUCGAUGUACCGCGAAGGUGGAUGACCUUAACGCAACGGAACACUCAACCAGAAAGCCAGAUAUAGCCAUUAUGGCUGCCAGCAACAAUUCUCCUGAUGGACUGUUGUCGUCCUCGAUGAUGCUGAUUUGUCCCAAGUUUGUGCGAAAUACGUGAAUCGAAGUCUUUCACAAAGAGUGCUAGGAAGGCGGCGACGUGAUUGUGAUGUUUGAUUGCAAAAACAUACAGUCUGUCCUUGCGUGCUGUCAUGAACAAACAUCACAGCUAGGCAAUGGACCUAUCUGUGGAUUCCUAACUUGCAAACUGUACAGUGCAGGUCGCCGAUUUUUUGUUCAUUCAGGUUGUCCACUUGCAAAUUAGCCUUCCCAGUGAACAUAGUAAUAUUCUGAUUGACAGUCAAAACUCUGUACACAUUUAAUCCCACGUAACAUAGUUUAUCGGUUCACAUUUACGAGCAGUGGCGAAAGAAAUAUCUCCAAGAUAAAGACCGUACCUGAGGUUGAAAACACAAUCACCGCUCUAGGUUAAAUUUAUUGGAAAGUCGUGAUUUUAAUAGUGUAGCCUCUGUUGAUAAAUGUCUGACAAGCACCGCUUACAGACUCCAACCGAUCUACCAAAUGUGAGUUUCCUCUUUUAAGUGCAACUAUUACAGGAAAGGCAAAAAGAUCUCUUCUUCUAUAACAACAAAUUUCGGUCAAGCCAUGCCGUCUUCUAAACAGUCAACAUUGUCCAUUUAAUUAUAUCAAAUGUAGUGGACACAUAAUUGUUGUCUUUAAAUGUGGCAAAGUUGCCCUGCCUGCUGUGUUUCCGAGCACGAAUUCCCUGUAGUGCUAAAUGGUAAGCUUUUUUGUUGUGGCCACACUAGACAGCAUUGAAUAAUUAUAGAAAGUAGAAUAGAAGUAGUAAUUAGGUGAGUGAAUGUAAACCUGAUUCAUAUAUCCGACAGCUUAUGUAGAUGCUUUUAAACAUUCAAAUUGUAAAAUCUUUUAGCUAAAUCAGACGCCAAGGCGGACGUCUCACGUUAUACAAUUAUACGAAUCAGGCAAAACAGACCAAGUAAGCCAGUUCAAAAUGCUUCCAGGAUAAUCAACUAUGGCUCUGCAAACGGAACAUCAGAAAUUGCAAUUGGUACGUUGCCUGGAUUAUUUCUCAAUUUACAAUAUCGUACUCCAAACACUGAGGGUGCUAUUUGUCGACAAGUGGUAGGGUAACAAUGGGGAAUUUUGGACGGCAACGGUAAAAGCGAUAAAAAUUAAGCCGUCUGCUAGCUGGCAACAAAUACUGGCGUUUUAAUUGAAAGUCAUUUCGUCCUUUCUCUCCAGUAUACGACUGUUCGUAAACGCAUUUGGUUUUAUAUGGCAUUGUGUUUGGGCAUGGGCAAGGCACAUAAUAUCCUCUUUAUAUUCCUUUAAAGCAAACUCUUCAACUGCAAACAGACCUCUAGGACCAUCUGAUUUUGGAUUUCAAAUGUGGUUAAAUGACACUCUGAAUGACCGAGGUCGAUCCUAUUCGCUGUUGCGGCUAUCAAGACAUCGAAUUUAUUUGCUAAUGAAGAAGUUUAAUAUUUCCAGCGUCCUCUCCUGUACACCGAAGCAGCCCACAAAUGAGACCGAUUGGCGGGCAGUGAACUACAGCUGUUCUGUUUCUAUUUAUCAAAUGGAAUUGGAAGUGAUUUACCAGGUAAUCUGAGCGAUGAAGGAUUGAUCAUUUUCUUUAUGUUUAUAACUUGUAUUUAAAAAGCAGGCGUGCUUUCUAAGCACAAGUUUCAAAAGAAAAGGGAGGAUAAACUUUCUUGGGAUUUCUGCAAGCAAAUAAAAAAAUUACUGUCUUAUUCACAGAGCUUCUACCAGCUAGUCGGUCGAACAACACAUUCGCUAUAUGUAAAUUUAUCCUUGACUGUCUUGCAGAUCCACAACAUGGAAAGGCAGAGGAAGCUGCAAACGAUAUACAUGGAGAAUGUGGACUGCCAAGCUAUCAUAAAAUCUGACAAUGGGACACUGGAGAUAGUGGCGAUUAGUCUCGGAGAUAAAUAUGAGAAAAUGACACAUUCACAAUUCAUCAGCUUCACACCAGGCCUUCUGGGCAGCUACACGCUCGGAGAGCGGGAAAAGGGCUUCAUUUUCUACUUGGCUUUGAAUUCCGACGGCGACACUACUUCAGUUGUGUGUUGCGACCCAGACGGAUUCAUACACUUCGAAAGGCUCGGCGAUGUGUGAUAUAUUGUUUGGUAAAAUGAAAUUAAUAAAAAUCUGGGUUUCAAGGUGUGUUUCUAACCUCAGAUUCCUACGUUCUUUGAAAUGUGAGUCGCCGUUUUCGUGCAGUAGGAGAGAUUUAAGAAAGAGGCGUCUAUUCUGUCAGACUGACGGUGCUGUUCGGAUCUUGCAUGCACACAUCUGAACAAGUCGGUCUCAGAAAACAACCAAGACUAGGUCAGCAGAUUAAUUGGAUGGUUAUCGUAUAUUUGGCACCCGCAAACCGGGAAGUGUGUCCACUCUAUCAUCCUAAACUCGGCGACCACCUCUACCUCUUCGACCUAAUUGAUGACAGUCGUCCUCAGUAGGCUGUCUUUUGUAUCUUAGCUUACCUGAUCUGUUAACAACGGAUGCGAGUCUGAUACUUCAUAAGGCUAUACAAUAUAUUUGGCCAGUAAAGGAUGAUUGGAGGAUAUUUAUAAUCAACAGUAACGUCGGGGUGACAUAAUUAAUGAAAGAAUCUAAACCGCAAUGUACUAGGACAAGGAUUCAAGUAGGCAUCAGCCAAAUUAUCAUUUCGUCAUUUUACUGUGGACCAUGUACAACGCUCAACCUCCUUCAUCCGUUUUUGUAGAAUAUGAGGGCACGUUGACGCAGUCCAAAGUGUUAAGAAUUUGUUCUGUAUUUCCUGAAAUACAAAAUGGAUUACGUAGAUAUUACAUACAUAUUCCAUAAAACCACUCACGUCUGUUUUGAUAUCCACGGAGGAGACAUGUAACAACACACUAGUUAGGGAUUAACUUUCUCCUAAGAAACUGCUUAGAUUACUGAAUACCUCAAAAGAAGACAUUAAGUAGAAGUACAAAUUUACGCCUCAUUUCGGUUGUCUUACAAAUCCGAUCUCGUCGGUAAAUGAGACAUUGUUGUUGACAGUCCUCAUGGUCAUGUCUAAUGUCCUUCUUCAAGGUUGCGUUGCGUCAAUGUCAUCUACCUUCGUAGCGAACGCUUCCAGACGUAUUGGCCUGCGACCACUGGAUCCCAUUUGGCGAGUGCCCUACUCCUUAAAGCUCCUCCAGGAAUUGUGUUGACGAACUGACAAUGGUGUAUGAAUCAGCUGUAGGAAAUUUUGAAACACUGAAACGGCCAUUACUCGUCAUAAAAGAUGACAGUCUUCCUCAGCAGAUUGCCGCCUUGUGCUGUGACCGUGUUGCCAUAGUAGCAAGUAAUGCGAGUAAAAUAUCUGAGAGUGCACAAAUGUUACCCUUACUGUAUAGGCCCAAAGCGGGAGAAGACUAUAAAGCAAUGUAAGUACACGGAAGAACACUUGUGAGCAGCAAUUGAGCAGUAAGUAGGUAUGACAUACUUAGGAGACAUUUUAAACCUCUGGGAGUUAAGGUAAGAGCUCAAACAGAGCAUCAGACCAAUUACCCUUUCUAUAUCGAAAAGUGAAUCAUAGAUUUGCACGUGGGCCUUUCUGGGAAGGAAAAUAUUUUUCAAAUCCUCUGACAGCACCUUCGACACAGUGUGCAUUGGUUUUGGAUAGUUAAGAGGGCUGAACCUUACCGUUAAACCUUUCACAUGUAGUUGUGGAACGAUUUUCCAGCGACCUCGCAACUCUACUCUUACUGCCUCUUUAUUGCUCGAUUAUCAACGCUGCAAAUCGGUCACGCUCUGUGACAACUGAAAAAACAAGCUUUGGUACAGUAGACAGGAAAAGAUGGCAUGUAAAAACUCCGCCUCCAUAGUCAAAAAAACUGCGAAACAAGUCUCUAAUCAAAACUUGCUACAAAACAGAUAAGGACAAAUAGUUACUGAGGCAUUUUGGCCCAGACUUCCGACGACGAUUUCUCUAACUCUGCAGGGUUUUCGAAUUUAAUGGAGUUUUUAAAAGAGACGCUUGAGUAGGGUUCCAGGUUACACUCCUUAAAAAUGUGCCAGCAAAGACUAACCCUUCUCGGUUUAUAACCCAGUCGUCCGCAUCACCGCGCUUCUCUAAGGUUAAUUGUGGCGACUCUACCCUAAUGGCCUGAGGUAUUCACGUUUGCCACCUAUCUGGAACGGUUAUGUCCGUUGAUCUGGAACACGAAGACCACUCUAUGCGCAGGCUACGGUUCUGAUCACAGAAAGCGAUCGGGCAAUCACUGUCGACAAGUCGAGCUCAGCAUAAGGAGACUUCUCGUUUGUGCCUUCAAUGUUUUAGCGAGGAGGAGUACAAACUCCUCAAGCUGCUCAGUUGCAUCGCUGUCCCGUCUCGUAUUGCCAGCAAUGAAGCUCCGGUCGGUUUUGAGUCGUAA
Messenger RNA from Spirometra erinaceieuropaei, 16678 nucleotides. NCBI's taxonomy places the organism in Eukaryota, Metazoa, Platyhelminthes, Cestoda, Diphyllobothriidea, Diphyllobothriidae. The record is from the annotation of a GenBank genome assembly.